UCUGAGAGCCGGCGGGACCUGCCUGGCGGCUCGGGCAGGCUCUGCCUCCUUUCUGCUCCUGGCUGGGAGAAUCACAAACCUGCCAGGCGGGUUUGGCCAAAAUCAUGUCUUGCUGCCUGUGCAAGCUCUCUCGCCACUCACUGCUCUCUCUCCCAGUGGACAGCGUGGGGGCUCGGCACAGAGGUCCACGGAGGUCGAGGCAAGGCCAGGGGCCAUGAUGGGCGCAGAGGGACAGUAGAGGCUGCAGGCGUCCCACACCUCCAGCGCAGAGGGGCCACAGGGAGCCAUGGAGAGCUUCAUGGAGUCGCUGAACAGGUUGAAGGAGAUCCACGAGAAGGAAGUCCUGGGCCUGCAGAAUAAGCUUCUGGAACUGAACUCAGAAAGGUGCCGAGAUGCCCAGAGGAUUGAGGAGCUCUUUGCCAAGAACCACCAGCUCCGGGAGCAGCAGAAGACACUGAAGGAGAACCUGCGGGUGCUGGAGAACAGGCUGCGGGCCGGCCUGUGCGACCGCUGCAUGGUCACCCAGGAGCUGGCCAGGAAGCGGCAGCAGGAGUUUGAGAGCGCCCACCUGCACAGCCUGCAGCGAAUCUUCAUCCUCACCAACGAGAUGAACACGCUGAAGGAGGAGAACGAAACCUUGAAGGAGGAGGUGAAGCGGCUUCAGGGGCUGGGAGAUAGGCCCAAGCCCCCAGCCAAGGAGAGCACCUCAGAUCCCCCCUCACCCCUGCUGUUCCCCUCCCCUGGCGGUUGGAAGGCCAUCACAGAGAAGCCACCGGGAGGCCACGAGGAGGCUGAGGAAGACCACCAGGGCAUGGGUCCACGGGGAGAAGAAAAGCCAGCGGGGCACAGGGUAUCUCCAGUGGCCAAAAUCUCCCCAGGUGCCACCCUGCCUGAGCCGCGGGCCCCAGACAUGAGCCCCCAGCGCAUCUCCAACCAGCUGCACGGAACCAUCGCUGUGGUUCGUCCUGGGUCCCAGGCCUGCCCUGCCAACCGUGGCCCCACCAAUGGGACACCCCCACCAGCACUCACUAGAAGCAGCCCACCCAGCCCAGCAUACGAGCGCAGCCUCCCUCUGGACAGCUUCCUGCGGGCCUCCCGGCCCUCCACAGUGACCCACGAGGCCCUCAAGUGCUCCCCAAAGGUGGACCGGCUCUGCCUCCUCAACUGCCCCCUGUCUCUGCACCUUGGGAGCCCCCGCAGCAGCCCCCUGGCCCCUGCUGAAGGCCCCCGAGACCCCCGACUCCAGGACCGGAAGGCCAGAGAAGGAGAGGCCUGGGAGGAGCCCACAGACCUGCUGGGGCUGCCCGGCUCCCUGGCAGGCAUGCAGGACCUUCGCCUGGAGGGGGCGCUGCACCUGCUCCUAGCUCAGCAGCAGCUUCGGGCUCGGGCCAGGGCGGGCAGUGCCAGGCCAAGGGACCAGCCCACACCCAGGGAGACGCUACCCUCCCCACCAGUCGGCUUGGACUCAGAGGGCCCUGAGAGCGAGGGGGCCAGGGCCACUCCAGCCACAGCAGUCCUGCCUGGAGGGCGAUACACACAGCCCGCCAGCCCAGGCCGCGCCCAGAGGACGGAGGCUACAGUCACACAGGACUGUGCCCCAGACAAGCCCCUGGACCUCUCGGAUCGGGGCCGGGGCCGGGAUGCCCCCAAGCCAGCUGGCCAGCCUGGGUCACUCAGCCCUACCACUGCCCACGCUCCUAGCCCCGAGCCACCCACCCAGUCCAGACCCCUGAUUCGCAGCCCUCAGCCACUCAGCAAUGGCACCAAGGGGACCAGAGCACCAGAGCAGGACGAGGCCAGCACUCCCACGGACCCCUCAUGCCCAUUUCCAGGGCCCCAGCUCGGCCUGUCCUCUCUAGGCAGGACAGGAGAUGAAGACACAGGGAGGCCUCAGCCGCCUCCGCACCCACAACCACCUGACCCGGAUGGCCACUCAGUCUGGCAGGCUCGGGAGACUCCCGGGGGGCACCAGUCUGGCCCGACCCACCCCCUGCAUCCUUCAGGACCCAGCAAGGUUGAAGUGCCGAGUCCAGAGUCCGACGAACUAGAGGCAGACACACCAGGCAGCGAGGCUGGCCUGAGCUCCCAGACUGAGGCCACUACGUGCAAGCCCAGGGAGGGGCCCGGGUGCAUCUGCGCCCAGGAGCACAAGCAGGGUCUGCCUCGGAAGAGGAAACGAGCCUCGGAGCCCGAGGACAAAGCCUCCAAAAAGCCUUCCAGAGGGAGAAGGAAACUGACAGCUGCUGAGGGGCCCGCGAGCCCGAGGGACAACGAGGACCACAGUCCCUCCCCCAGCACCAGCCCCUGGGAGGAGACCUAGCCAGCCUGCACUGGCGUCCACAGCAAGCUGGGGCAGCCUCCACCUGCCCAGCAGGGCCUGGAGAGGCCACACCACCCAACCAGCAGACAGCCCCAGGGAGGGGACCCAGCCAGCUCCAACCGGCCCCACAGCAAGACCACCAAGGCCCAGAGAGGCCACACCACCCGACCAGCCGACAGGGACCCAGCCAGCCCAAACUGGCCCCACAGCAAGCCCACCAAGGCCCGGAGAGGCCACACCACCCAACAGGGACCCAGUCAGCCCAAACCGGCCCCACAGCAAGCCCACCACGGCCUGGAGAGGCCACGCCACCCAACCAGCAGGUCAGGAGAGGGGCUGGAGGACCAAGAGGGGUCUCAGGCUGGUGAUUCACCCCUCCACCCUCCUGGGAAAUGCUCUUCGGCCCCUCCCCGAGCCCAGCACCUGCUCCCUGGGAGUGCAGGACCAGGAGGCAGGAUCACUCAGGCCCCACCCCUACUGUGCAUUGCAGCUCUUCCCAGGCAGUGCCCACGCUCUGGGAGGCAAUGGACCACCCGGCCCCCACCCCUGCCCACCAUGCUCUGAGCACAGUCUUGGAUACCCUCUCAUGGGUUCUGGGCAAGUGAGCAGUGAGGGUGGAGGGAGGUGGUAGGCGGCGGAGCCCUCGAAGACAGGGGCCCCUGAAUGCCAGAGAAUAAACCCGUCAAGAACAA
Molecule: messenger RNA, 3012 nt
Organism: Callithrix jacchus (white-tufted-ear marmoset)
Lineage: Eukaryota; Metazoa; Chordata; Mammalia; Primates; Cebidae
Source: RefSeq, a predicted model, not a curated record